AUGACAGUUGGACGUGUCUGCUCAUGAGUUUAACGUCGCCAUGACAUCGACUAAAAGCUAUAUCGGAGAUUUCUAUUAGAGAAGCAGUUUCUGCUUAUCUUCAUACUGUACUGUCUUUGACUUUACUGCGUUUUCAUUGGACAGAGCGGGGGACACGAUGACAGCUGGGGCAGGUUGGCGGUGCGCAAGGUCUCCAGACAGUACACACAACCACUGGAUUUGACAGUCAACAGCACAGUACACUUUUAGGAAACUAGCUAGCUAGCAAUUUUAUAUGUCGGAUCUGUAGCUUGUCAAUUCAGAAGUUAGAUAGCUACUUCGUUGACUUAAAACAUACAACUGUUGAAUAACGACAGUAUUGAUACAUUUGUAGGUAAACGGCGAGAAUGUUGGUCCCUGCGGGAUGAUGAUGAAAAAGAGACUGUGGCGAGUUGUGACAGUGUGCCUAAUUGUGUUUUUACCGUGUUGGCACCCAACUAAAUAUGUUGGCUGCGCAGAGCAGCCCCCAGAGGUUCAGAGCAUGCCUGCACCUGCUCAGGACAGCAGUGGAGAGGAAGACCCAGGCGACAAGUCCCAUCACAGGGGUGUUGUUCAGGUAGAGGAGGGCUGGGGGUCCCAGUAUGCCCAGUACCUAUCUGAAGAGGAGGUGCUGCCAGAGGGAGAGGAGGUGGAGACACAGCAGCAGGGCCUAGCAGGGGAGGAGACGGAGACUCCAGGCACAGAGGUGGAGGACAAGGAGCAUGUCAAGACGUUGGACCUGGAGGAUUCUGUAGCAGAGAAGGAGCAAGAGGCAGCACGGCCAGAGGUCUGGCCAGAGGCUGAGCAGCCACCUCCAGAGGCCGUUGUCACACAAGAGCAGAAUCCAACACCCGCCUCUGACCUCUCUCCUCCACCAUCUGCCCCUGUCCUCAACCCCAUCCCCGAAGACCCCUCCAGCACCCCUAGCUCAUCCUCUAGUGUACCAGAGGAAAUUGUGUCUGAUGUCCCUUUGUCAGAAUCCAGUGAUGCUGAUCUGGCCUUAGCCGACUGUGAAGCUGGAGAAACCAACCCCUUUGACGGCACCCUCACCAGUCUUCCUGUUGUCCUGGAGAACACAUCCAAUGCCCUGGGAAAGGGCACCAAGACUGACAUAGACCCCCCUCCGGCCCAGGCAGGUCAGGCCUCAGUGGGGCUGGCUCAGGUGGCCAACGCCUCCCACAUGCUCAAAGAACCGGGUUUGAUCUCACACAUUGCCACAGAGACAGAUCCCAGCGUGGCAACCAAGGAUCCGGAGGACAACCCCACCUUUGACGAGUGGAAGAAGAAAAUGAUGGAGGUGGAGACAGAGAAGACUCAGGCCACUCAUACCUCCACCAACGGCGGCUCCCACGCUGUAAAGAAGGUGCAGAAGAACUUCAACAACUAUGCAUCGGUGGAGUGUGGGGCAAAGAUCCUGGGUUCUAACCCAGAGGCUAAGAGCACUUCAGCCAUAUUAAUGGAGAGCAUGGAUCAUUACAUGUUAAAUCCCUGCAGCAACAAGAUCUGGUUCAUCAUCGAGCUGUGUGAUCCCAUCCAGGUGAAGCAGUUGGACAUCGCUAACUUUGAGCUCUUCUCUUCCACACCCAAAGACUUCCUGGUCUCCAUCAGUGACAGGUAUCCAACCAACAAGUGGGUGAAGUGGGGAACUUUUCAUGCUCGGGACGAGCGCACUGUUCAGAGUUUCCCUCUGGAUGAGCAUCUGUAUACCAAAUAUGUCAAGAUGUUCACCAAGUACAUAAAGGUGGAGCUGGUCUCUCACCAUGGAUCUGAACACUUCUGCCCUCUCAGUCUCGUAAGGGUGUUUGGAACGAGUAUGGUGGAGGAGUACGAGGAGAUCGCUGACCCCCUGGACAGACCGGAAGACCAGGAUGGCGACCAGGAUGACCACCUCGAUUAUCCUCCUGGAUAUGUUCCUGUAGAGGACGAGGCGUCAAAUGACCUCAUAGGAUCAGCCAAGGAUGUCAUUCUGAACAUGGUGAACAACAUUAAAGUCAACGUGCUGGGAGGAGGACCAGGGGAAGGGAACUUCUCAGGCCAGGAAGUGAAUAUGACUGCCAGUAAAUCAUCUGACCCCGACACCACCUCCACCGUCAGCCCUGUGCCUGACACUGUAGGUGUGGAACAGUCUGAGGUACCAGAACACCCUGUCACUACCACAGAGGAUCCCACACCAGAGCCCCCUACUCCAGAACCCCCUGUCAGAGAGGAACCCAAACUAGAGAAUCUAACUGGGGAGGAGACGGUUGUGACUCCUAUAGAGGAGGAGGAGGUCCAGUUCAUAGUUACUAUGCUGGAGGAGGAGGAAGAGGAAGAUACGGAAGAGGAAGGGAGGGACAGAGAGGUGCACCAUUGCCCUGGCCUCCGACAGCAAGAAAGCCUUGACUACUGCGGCCUGUCUUCCUCCUAUUCUUGCUCCUGCUCCGCCUCCUUCCAGGAGUACCUCCUCCACCAGUGUUCCGUUCAAAGGACCUGCACCAGCCAGGAGAGGGAGCCAGAGGCACCCCCAGACCCAGGAACCACCACCACCACGUCACAGCAGCUCACCAUCUCCCCCACGGCCACUCAGACCCCACAGCAGCCUCACACUCUUGGGGAACAGCCUCAGGAGAGAGAAGCCAGCUCUGCCUUUGGGGAGAGGGGAGCAAGUCCCACUGAAGCCCCACCACUCCUUCCAUGGGUUGAGACGGAGGCAGUGGGAGAGAGAGAGCCCAGCACUGAGCUGCCCUACCUGGAGCCCAGCCAGAGCUCCACCCUGCCCAGACCCAGUUCCAUCGACACCGCCAGCUCUGCCACUAGGCCCACCCCUACCGUGGAGCCUCCACACCAGGCCUCCUCGAGAGACCUGCCCAGGCAGAAGCAGCCCGCCACUGGGGCAGAGAAGAACCGGGAGGUGCAGCAGGAGGAGAACAGGCAGCCUUUUCCCACUGUCACCACCUCCAGCCCCAGUGGCCCCCUAGAGCAGAGUUGGAGAGCCCCUGUAGAGAGGCCCUGUCUGGACGACCAGCCUGCCAAACAAGACAUCCCGGUCAUCCACCCCCCACAUGUGGUCGAUCCCCAUCCCCUCCCCACUGUCUCCACCCCCACAGAGCAGCAGCAGCCUCCCGCCCCCACAGCUGAACCAGAGAGUGCUGCUGGCAGUGGCAACACUACUCCUGGGGAGUCCCGCUCCGUCCCCGCCGUGGUUAUGACAGAACCCCCCUCACGUGGCCAGGCUGUCACAACGGAAACCAAGGGGGAAGCAGAGCUUGUGGAGGACAUCCUCUUCACCUCGUCGCCCCAUGGCAACGGGCAGCAGCUGCUUCCCCCACCCUCCCCCUCUCCUUCCUCCUCAGACUUCUACGCAGAGCUCCACAAACCCACGGAACAGGCGAACGGGAACCUGAUGCACGGCUCCACCAGCCAGAAGGAGUCUGUGUUCAUGAGGCUCAACAACCGCAUCAAGGCCCUGGAGAUGAACAUGUCGCUGAGCGGACGCUACCUGGAGCAGCUCAGUCAGAGGUACCGAAGGCAGAUGGAAGAGAUGCAGAGGGCUUUCAACAAAACCAUCAUCAAACUGCAGAACACAUCCAGGAUAGCAGAGGAGCAGGACCAGAGACAGACGGAGUCCAUCCAGUCGUUGCAGGGCCAGCUGGAGGACAUCACACAGCUGGUUCUCAACCUGUCUGUCGGAGUCAGUCAGCUGCAGAGCCAGGUGUCUGAAAGGCAGAGUUACCUCCUGCUGUGCCUGGUGUUGUGUUUGUUCCUGGGGUUGCUGCUCUGUGUCCAGCACAGUCGCAUGUCUGCCAUUGAGCCUCCCUCCACAGACCCAGAGCCUCCUAUACCCAAGAGCUAUAGCUACUGCUGCCCAGAGAGGCGUUUCUGGGAAUAUGAAGACAUGAGCUUGAAGAGAGGAAUGUCAUAUCCUCUCCUGCACUCGGGCUCCUUCCAGUUACCCACCACUGAAGGUCCAGAGUCACCGCGCACUGUUGAACCACUGACUUUUCUACCAGCUAAUAAAAAGAAGAAACGGAGUAAGAUGAAGACCGUGGAAACCUUGAAAUGCACUGUACUCUGCGCUCCUCUGCUUGCUCACGGAGCACCCGUAUGUAACGGCGGCUCCCCUGGUGGCACCACAGACCCUACACCCCGCAUGGGGCGUCUCAGCCACCACGCCUUCAUGGACCCCCCUUCCGGGGGCAGUUCAGAGAGCUCCUCCCAGUCGGACGAGCCCUCCUUAUGCGGCCUUGCCGCCACCUCCUGCACUCGCCUCUGUGACGGCCUGCCCCCGCCCAGGAGCAGGGCAGAGAAGCAGGCGUUCAAGCGGCAUCGCUCCAAGCCUGGGUGCGUGGUUGUGGAGGAUCUCCUGCAGGCCCCGCAGAGAGAUGCAACACCCAUAACCCCCACCCUGCAGGACCUCAUGGGGGGGAAGGAGCUCUCUGCAGGGAUGCUGGGAGUGACGGCGCUCUGAGCUCCUGUCGGACCGAGACUAAACUCUCCUCCUGUAAACAGACUCUGGAACAGUCGCCCCCUGAAAGGAGGGACGUUGUUAUCCCUGUAUACACAGGAAGCUUUAGGCUAGGAAUCAGACAAUCCCUCUUCGUCCACCUCCCAACCAGGAUGUUAUGUUCUGUCCAUGUUCUCUUUUGAACCUUUGUCGGGCUUUGAUGUUUCUUUCUUGCUUUGACCAAUGGAAGACAAAAAUAUAUUUUCCAUCUGUCCUUCAAAAUGGUAAUUUUUUUUGUAAAUACUGUCAACCCUGCGCUAUGUAACAAUCAAACCUGCAAAUAAUAGCCAAUGUCAAUAAUGGGCUAAAGGAAUAGAAAAAUGUAAAAAAGAGUUUUGAAGAUGCUUUUACUGGGGAGUGGCCGGUCUAGACAGAAACAGUAGUGUUUUCCUGUACUGUAUCCAGAUCGAUUCUCAUUCUCUGAAGUUGAAACCUUUUACAACUGCCGCUUUUACAGUACACAGGGAUGCAAGACCGCCUACACUGAACAAGAAUAUAAACGCAGCAUGCAACAAAGAUUUCUGAGUUACAAUUCAUAUAAGUAAAUCAGUCAAUUUCAAUCAAUUCAUUAGGCUCCAAUGGAUUUCACAUGACUAGGAAUACAGAUAUGCAUCUAUUGGUCACAUAUGCAGUACCAGUCAAAAGUUUGGACACCUACCUUUCAAGAGUUUUUCUAUAUUUUUACUGUUUUCUACAUUGUAGAAUAAUAGUGAAGACAUCAAAACUAUGAAAUAACACAUAUGGAAUCAUGUAGUAAUCAAAAUAUAUUUGAGAUUCUUCAAAAUAGCCACCCUUUGCCUUGAUGACAGCUUUGCACAUUCUUGGCAUUUUCUCAACCAGCUUCAUGAGGUAGUCACCUGGAAUGCAUUUCCAACAGUCUUGAAGAAGUUCCCACAUAUGUUGAGCACUUGUUGGAUGCUUUUCCUUCACUCUGCGGUCCAACUCAUCUCAAACCAUCUCAACUGGGUUGAGGUAGCCCUUACACAGACUGAAGGUGUGUUUUGGGUCAUUGUCCUGUUGAAAAACAUAUGAUAGUCCCACUAAGCGCAAACCAGAUAGGAUGGUGUAUUAAUGCAGAAUGCUGUGGUAGCCAUGCUGGUUAAGUGUGCCUUGAAUUCUAAGUAAAUCACCGAUAGAGUCAUCAAAAUGAUUUGUUACUACAUGAUUCCAUAUGUGUUAUUUCAUAGUUUUGAUGUCUUCCCUAUUAUUCUACAAUAUAGAAAACAGUAAAAUUAUGAAAAACUCUUGAGUUGGUGUGUCCAAACUUUUGACUGGUACUGUAUAUACAGUGCAUUCUGAAAGUAUUCAGACCCCUUGACUUUUUCAACAUUUGUUUAGUUACAGCCUUAUUCUAAAAUGGAUUCAAUUAAUUAGUUCCUCAAUCUACACAAAAUACCCCAUAAUGACAAAGCGAAAAAAGCUUUUCAGAAAACAGAAAUACCUUAUUUACAUAAGUGUUCAACCCCUUUGCUAUGUGACUUGAAAUUGAGCUCAGGUGCAUCCUGUUUCCAUUGAUCAUCCUUGAGAUGUUUCAACAACUUGAUUGGAGUCUACCUGUGGUAAAUUCAAUUGAUUGAAAAGGCACGCACCUGUAUAUAAGGUCCCACAGUUGACAGUGCAUGUCAGAGCAAAAACCAAGCCAUGAGGUCGAUGGAAUUGUCUGUAGAGCUCCGAGACAGGAUUGUGUCGAAGCACAGAUCUGGAGAAGGGUACCAAAAACUGUCUGCCGCAUUGAAGGUCCCCAAGAACACAGUGGCCUCCAACAUUCUUAAAGGAAAGAAGUUUGGAACCACCAACACUCUAGAGCUGGCUGUCAAGCUGAGCAAUCGGAGGAGAAUAGCCUUGGUCAGGGAGGUAACCAAGAACCCAAUGGUCACUCUGACAGUUCCAUAGUUCCUCUGUGGGGAUGGAAGAACCUUCCUGAAGGACAACCAUCUCUGCAGCACUCCACCAAUCAGGCCUUUAUGGCAGAGUUGCCAGACGGAAGCCCCUCUUCAGUAAAAGGCACAUGACAGCCCGCUUGGAGUUUGCCAAAAGCCACCUAAAGGACUCUGACCAUGAGAAACAAGAUUCUCUGAUCUGAUGAAACCAAUAUUGAACUCUUUGAUCUGAAUGCCAAGCGUUGCGUCUGGAGGAAACCUGGCACCAUCCCUACGGUGAAGCAUGGUGGUAGCAGCAAUGUGCUGUGGGGAUGUUAUUAGGCGGCAGGGACUGGGAGACUUGUCAGAAUAGAGGGAAUGAUGAAGGGAGCAAAGUACAGAGUGAUCCUUGAUGGAAACCUGCUCCAGAGCGCUCAGGACCUCAGACUGGGGUGAAGGUUCAUCUUCCAACAGGACAAUGACCCUAAGCACACAGCCAAGACAAUGCUGGAGUCUUUGAGCCUGGACUUGAACCCGAUCGAAACCUGAAAAUAGCUUUGCAGCGACGCUCCCCAUCCAACCUGGAUGGCUUGCGAGGAUCUGCAGAGAAGAACGGGAGAAACUCCCCCAAUACAGGUGUGCCAAGCUUGUAGCGUCAUACCCAAGAAGACUCAAGGCUGUAUUCGCUGCCAAAGGUGCUUCAACAAAGUGCUGAGUAAAGGGUCUGAAUACUUAUGUAAAUGUAAUAUUUCAGGUUUUAAUUUUUUUAAUGUGCACAAAAUAUAACCUUUUUUUGCUUUGUCUUUAUGGGGUAUUGUGUGUAGAUUGAGGGAUUUAAAAAAAAGAUAUGUUUUUUUAGAAUAAGGCUGUAAUGUAACAAAAUGUGGAAAAAGUCAAGGGGUCUGAAUCUUUCCGAAUGCGCCGUAGCUACCUGCUCUGAAAAGAUUGUUGGUUGAGAACGCUCUAAUGCAGUUAACAUUUUACAUUCUGACACCUUUUAAUUGGGAUUUAUUCAACCCGUAUGCUAAUGCAGUUGCAUUAUUUUUACAGCAUUCCAUAGAAUCCUGGGGUCAUCGACUACACUUCUAUUGAUCAUCAUUAAUUCAUUUAGUUUAAUUUCAAAUUGAUCCCAGAAUGUAGGAUUUUGUAGUGGCUCUUUUUAGGGGAAUCUGAAAUGUGCAGUUGGCAGUAGUAAGCGUGGUGAUCAGACGAGCUCAUAUGUUUCUAUUUUCUUAAUUGUAGAAGAUACAGGUGUAGAUAAUAUAAAUUACAUUUCGAGAGAAUGUUUUAUGCCUAUUUGAGUAGAAAGUGUACUCUCUUGCUUUUGGAGUAUGUGCUCACCAGGCAUCAAUGAGGUUGUGAUCAGACAUAUGUUGUAGAGCUUUUGGUCGCUUGCGGAUUGUAGUUUGUCUUAUUAGAUUUGUCCUGCAUUUCCGAAAUGGUUUUCAUGUCUGUCCCAACAACCAGUUAGAAUUCAGUUAAUUCUGACAAUAUGCUGUUUAGUAAAUCAAAAAAACGUAGGAUCAUAUGUAUUUGGAGCAUACAUAUGAAUAAAGGCAAUUUUAUUUCCAUCAUGGCUACAGUUAAGGAAAGGGAUCCUGCCUUUUUAUUAUUCGCUUUUACCCAAGAUGGUGAUUUUGAGUUUCUUAUAUGAUGAAAAAACAGCCAGUUUGUCCAAAUGGUUCUCUGUUCUAUGUGCGUCCUUUUGUAGCGGGUGUGUUUCUUGGAGCAUUGCUGUGUCAAUAUGGUUUCAUGCCAGGAUAUCAAGACAGCUGGAAUGUUUGAUAGGACAAUUUAGUCCUUUCCAAUUCCAAGAGAGAAUAGCUAGCGUUGCCGUUGUUUUUCUAAAAGGAAUGUUACGUUAAUGAUAUGAUUAUCUUUAGUGUUGAUAAGCCUAUGGAUUUGUAACAAAAAGCAGGACCCACACGGAAACUCAUCCAUGGGUUGUUUCCCACCCAGAAAGCCCUCCCUUUUAUUUAUUUAAUCAUCAUUUUUAGAAAACGUCUGUAACGUAACAACAUUUGGAAAAAGUCAAGACCUUUAGGUCUUAAGGUAUUAACUAUCGUAUAAUACAAUUGUUUUCUUAUUUUCAUACAGAAUUGCUCUGUUUGCUGUCAUGAUAAUGGCAAAUUAAUGAAGUUCUAUUUCGAAAAAAUGUAUUUAUUUUCUUGAAUAUUCAUAAAAAGUCAAUAUAAUCUUCAAGCUCUGCUGAUAUAGUCCCCAAUCGGUAUUAGAUAGAACGAAUAGGAAAACAACUUGUGGUUACCCCAUUGAAAAGGUUUUUGCUGUGAAACAAACACAAUUUCCUGUUGUCUCCUUGUUUUAGUCAAUUACAAAACUACAUUUAAUGAAUGUACAACUUGUGUAAAGAUUUACUUUUCAACAUUGCCUGCUCCAGAGCGUUCUCACUACUUAGAAAAACGUAAUAUUGUAAGGCUUCCCUCAUGCCCCUUUUCAUGACGGUGCUAGCAGCCAGGUGAGUGGGUGCUAACUAGCUACCGACCAGAACAUUACACUAGGCAAGACCAAUAACACAAACAAAAUGGACUAUACUAAACAAGUUAAAUGUCUUACUAGUGAUGAAAUGUUUUCCACACACAGCUACGUGUAGCCUACAUGGACACCGGGUCCCCACAUUUCCCCACUCCUCCAUGCCAAAUCGCCUGAAGCCACAGGGCUCUUCAGAAGGCUCUAUUUCCCUACGUGGGAGCAUUGUGAUCCAUAGGUCUGUAUUUUUUUAUCUGGUUAACGUUACAUGUACAUUGAACAACAAAGCAGCUAUACGGUGUGUUUUGUUGUAUCUGUAUAAUAAAAAAUCUACGCCGAAGUUGGCUCUGACAAUG
Salvelinus fontinalis (brook trout) is the source of this 9203-nucleotide messenger RNA. RefSeq names its product SUN domain-containing ossification factor-like. Gene Ontology annotation, biological process: protein folding in endoplasmic reticulum; regulation of bone remodeling. NCBI's taxonomy places the organism in Eukaryota, Metazoa, Chordata, Actinopteri, Salmoniformes, Salmonidae. Bases 404 to 4465 code for a protein of 1353 amino acids. Gene Ontology annotation, cellular component: membrane; cytoplasm. The record is from RefSeq and is a predicted model, not a curated record. The transcript is spliced from 22 exons.